Messenger RNA from Paramecium tetraurelia, 627 nucleotides. RefSeq lists its product as uncharacterized. Lineage: Eukaryota; Ciliophora; Oligohymenophorea; Peniculida; Parameciidae. The transcript is spliced from 2 exons. The record is from RefSeq and is a predicted model, not a curated record.
AUGAAAUAAGUAGUGGCAAGUAAUGAGUACUACACGAUGAAAAAGGUUUAAAUGCUCCAUUCGCAUGCUCAAACCAAAGACUCGAGUUUAACUUUGGGGCGAACUACUAGUUAUGAAUCAAGCUAAUUUUGUCGCAAUUUGGACAUGAUGAUUUAUAGAAGGGCGUCUACAAAAGAGGAAGUUAAUAAUUCAGCCAUAUCGAAACAUCUCUAGAAUUAGGAUGAAAAACUAGCGAUCAGUAACAUUAAUUGGAUCAAGUAAUUACCAAUUUAAAAUAGAAGUCCCUCUCUCUAUAUUGAGAUGAAUGAACUGCAGACCAAAGUGUGGAGGGCUUUAAGAAAACAAUAGUUGCAAUCAGUUUAUUCAGUUGAGAUCAUAGUGUUGAAGAAUCAAAGUGAGUUUGAGUUCACAUUUGAUAUCAGUCAUCUUUCAUGUUUCCUAAGAGUCAGGGAAUUGGGCAUUCUGAUAAAUGAAACAUGUGCAGACAGAGUUAAAUUGAAAUCGCCAUAUUUGUCAAUCUUGAUAGGCAGAGUAAAGACACAGAAAUUGGAUGGGAAUAUGAAACUCUUUGAACUUGCUCAUAUCCUGAUCAAUGGAUAAAGGACUCUUAUUUUAUAAGAAUCCUGA